UAGGGGGAGGUCUGGUGUAUAUGCCUGAAUCAUCGUACGUCACAAGUUCCUUUUACAGCUAAGGCUAAGUAACAGUUGUCGAAUCCUUAUUUAGCUGCGAGUAUAUCGUCUUCGAUUGGACUUGCCCUCGCUCAUCAUCCAUCUGAAAUAGGUUACAAUCUUCUUCUUCUAAUACAAUGGUGUUUUUCGGCAUAUUUUUGCUUGGCGGAAGGUAAGUCAUCCAUUCUCAUCAUCCCAUUAUGCAUGCAGAUUUUGCACUACCAGUGAUUCUCAUCUGGCGUCUUUACGCCUUAUACAACCAAUCGAGGACCCUACUUUAUGUUCUACUGGGGUUGUUCCUGAGUAUCGUCGCACUCUAUAUAGCGGUGGAUAUAUAUUUAUAUAGUCGACCCUCAGCGUUCUCAGUGGAAGAAAUAAUAACACCUAACACCAAGUACUGCGUGGCGUCCUUCCACAUGGGACCUGUGGCUGCGAUCUCUGCUUCCAUCCCCAUCAUAUGCUUUGAUAUCUUCCUAGCGGUUCUUGCAGUUUUCAUUCUCAUGAAACACCUGAAAGAACGGAAGGAAGUCAAAAUGAGGCCCAACACCUACGUGGUAAUGAUCGUGCGAUAUCAUAUCAUAUACUUUGUCCUUAAUUUGGCAAGUCAGCUAUUCUCGGCGAUAUUAUGGGCCAACCUUCCGAUGGCAGUGUUGAAUCUGGUAUUGAUGUUCAAUAAUAGUGCGCCAUUUAUUAUCGCACCCCGUCUGAUCAUCAGCAUCUGGGAUACGCAUGCCAACGACAUUUGUGUACAUGUCAGUACGACGUUCGCAGACUGUGUAUGUUGGACCUCGCCACCGAGAUUCGGCGAGCACGAGAUGGACUGCCGUGCAUGAUGGCUCCAAAAUGACGAUGAAGGAAAAUUUGAGGUAGAGUGAGGUGGUCAUGGCCCUCAGACCCAUGUUCUUCUUUCAAGGCGCGCUGUAGCAGCUUCCAGCACAUUUUUCAGCCUA
This is a messenger RNA of Suillus paluster, 989 nucleotides long. RefSeq lists its product as uncharacterized. NCBI's taxonomy places the organism in Eukaryota, Fungi, Basidiomycota, Agaricomycetes, Boletales, Suillaceae. The transcript is spliced from 5 exons. Bases 240 to 872 code for a protein of 210 amino acids. The record is from RefSeq and is a predicted model, not a curated record.